Hippopotamus amphibius kiboko is the source of this 8169-nucleotide messenger RNA. It is a transcript of the gene HDAC4, whose product is annotated as histone deacetylase 4. Gene Ontology annotation, molecular function: histone deacetylase activity. Gene Ontology annotation, biological process: negative regulation of transcription by RNA polymerase II; chromatin organization. The record is from RefSeq and is a predicted model, not a curated record. The transcript is spliced from 28 exons. Gene Ontology annotation, cellular component: histone deacetylase complex. Lineage: Eukaryota; Metazoa; Chordata; Mammalia; Artiodactyla; Hippopotamidae. The coding region runs from base 318 to 3653 and encodes 1111 amino acids.
CGCCCGCCCGCCCGCCGCCGUGGUGGUGGUGGUGGUGGUGGUGGUGGUGGCGGCGCAGGCUGAGGAGAUGCGGCUCGGAGCGCCCGCCGCCGCCGCCGCCGCCGCGGUCGUCUCCUGAGAGCCCGGGGACCCCGCCCUCUUUGGAUUACUGGGCCCACGCCGUGGUCGGCGGGACGGGGAGUGUCUGUGGCCGUGGGCCAGCCCUGCCGUCGCGGGACUUAUAUGUGCCGGGGGGACGCUGGGGCUCUUUGGAGCUCUCGUCCACGUGGAGGUUGUGAGCCAUUCUGAAUCCCUCAAAGGAGAAGCCUCUGCUCGCCAUGAGCUCCCAAAGCCAUCCAGAUGGACUUUCUGGCCGAGACCAGCCAGUGGAGCUGCUGAACCCUGCCCGCGUGAACCACAUGCCCAGCACGGUGGAUGUGGCCUCGGCGCUGCCCUUGCCCGUGGCCCCCCCGGCGGUGCCCAUGGACCUGCGCCUGGACCACCAGUUCCCGCUGCCCGUGACGGAACCCGGCCUCCGGGAGCAGCAGCUGCAGCAGGAGCUCCUGGCCCUGAAGCAGAAGCAGCAGCUGCAGCGACAGAUCCUCAUCGCCGAGUUCCAGAGGCAGCACGAGCAGCUGUCGCGGCAGCACGAGGCCCAGCUCCACGAGCACAUCAAGCACCAGCAGGAGCUGCUGGCCAUGAAGCACCAGCAGGAGCUGCUGGAGCAUCAGCGGAAGCUGGAGCAGCACCGCCAGGAGCAGGAGCUGGAGAAGCAGCACCGGGAGCAGAAGCUGCAGCAGCUCAAGAACAAGGAGAAAGGCAAAGAGAGUGCUGUGGCCAGCACGGAAGUGAAGAUGAAGCUACAGGAGUUUGUCCUCAAUAAAAAGAAGGCACUGGCCCAUCGGAACCUGAACCACUGCAUGUCCAGUGACCCUCGCUACUGGUACGGGAAGACACAGCACAGCUCCCUGGACCAGAGCUCCCCGCCCCAGAGCGGGGCGUCGGCCUCCUACAACCACCCGGUCCUCGGCAUGUACGACGCCAAAGACGACUUUCCUCUCAGAAAGACAGCUUCUGAACCCAAUCUGAAAUUGCGGUCCAGGCUAAAGCAGAAAGUGGCCGAAAGACGGAGCAGCCCCCUGUUACGCAGGAAAGAUGGGCCAGUGGUCACGGCUCUAAAAAAGCGUCCGUUGGAUGUCACAGACUCGGCGUGCAGCAGUGCCCCGGGCUCCGCGCCCAGCUCGCCCAACAACAGCUCCGGGAACGUCAGCACGGAGAACGGGGUCGCUCCCGCCGUCCCCAGCGUCCCCGCCGAGACCGGCCUGGCGCACAGGCUCGUGGCGCGAGAAGGCUCGGUGGGGCCGCUGCCCCUCUACACGUCGCCGUCCUUGCCCAACAUCACGCUGGGACUGCCCGCCACCGGCCCCUCCUCGGGGGCGGCGGGCCAGCAGGAGGCCGAGAGACUGGCCCUCCCGGCCCUCCAGCAGCGCCUCUCCCUGUUCCCCGGCACCCACCUCACCCCCUACCUGGGCGCGGCGCCCCUGGAGCGGGAGGCGGGGGCGGCUCCCAGCUCCCUCCUGCAGCACGUGGUCCUGCUGGAGCCGCCGCCCGCACAGACGCCCCUCGUCACAGACCGCUAUCUUGCAGGCCUGGGAGCGCUGCCCCUGCACGCGCAGCCCCUGGUGGGAGCGGAGCGCGUGUCGCCCUCGGUGCACAAGCUGCGGCAGCACCGCCCCCUGGGCCGCACGCAGUCGGCGCCGCUGCCCCAGAGCGCGCAGGCCCUGCAGCACCUGCUCAUCCAGCAGCAGCACCAGCAGUUCAUGGAGAAGCACAAGCAGCACUUCCAGCAGCCGCCGCUGCACCUGGGCAAGAUUAUCCCCAAACCCAACGAGCCGGCGCGGCAGCCCGAGAGCCACCCCGAGGAGACGGAGGAGGAGCUGCGUGAGCACCAGGCCCUCCUGGAGGAGCCCUUCCUGGACCAGCCCCCGGGGCAGAAGGAGGCACACGCGCUGGCCGGGGUGCAGGUGAAGCAGGAGCCCAUCGAGAGCGAUGAGGAGGAAGCGGAGCCCCCCCGGGAGGCGGAGCCGGGCCCGCGGCAGCCCACCGAGCAGGAGCUGCUGUUCCGGCAGCAAGCCCUCCUCCUGGAGCAGCAGCGGAUCCACCAGCUGAGGAACUACCAGGCGUCGAUGGAGGCCGCCGGCAUCCCCGUGUCCUUCGGCGGCCACCGGCCUCUCUCCCGGGCACAGUCCUCCCCUGCGUCUGCCACCUUCCCCGUGUCUGUGCAGGAGCCGCCCAGCAAGCCGAGGUUCACCACAGGCCUCGUCUACGACACGCUGAUGCUGAAGCACCAGUGCAGCUGCGGGAACACCAACAGCCACCCAGAGCACGCUGGCCGCAUACAGAGCAUCUGGUCCCGGCUGCAGGAGACCGGCCUGCGGAGCAAGUGCGAGUGCAUCCGCGGACGCAAGGCCACCCUGGAGGAGCUGCAGACGGUGCACUCGGAGGCACACGCCCUGCUCUACGGCACCAACCCCCUCAACAGGCAGAAACUGGACAGUAAGAAACUUCUAGGCUCACUGACAUCGGUGUUUGUCAGGCUGCCCUGUGGUGGUGUCGGGGUGAAGCCUCAAGACGUCAUUGAAAGAAAUCCAUCCGCCCCACGUAACGACCAGGGCCUUUGUCAGGUGGACAGCGACACCAUAUGGAACGAGGUGCACUCGUCGGGGGCGGCCCGCCUGGCCGUGGGCUGCGUGGUGGAGCUGGUCUUCAAGGUGGCCACCGCGGAGCUGAAGAACGGCUUUGCUGUGGUCCGCCCUCCAGGACACCACGCGGAGGAGAGCACGCCCAUGGGGUUCUGCUACUUCAACUCCGUGGCCAUCGCAGCCAAGCUUCUGCAGCAAAGGCUGAGCGUGAGCAAGACCCUCGUGGUGGACUGGGACGUGCACCACGGGAACGGGACCCAGCAGGCCUUCUACAGCGACCCCAGCGUCCUGUACAUCUCGCUGCACCGCUAUGACGACGGGAACUUCUUCCCAGGCAGCGGGGCACCUGACGAAGUGGGCACGGGGCCCGGCGUGGGCUUCAACGUCAACAUGGCUUUCACCGGCGGCCUUGACCCCCCCAUGGGAGACGCGGAGUACUUGGCGGCCUUCAGAACCGUGGUCAUGCCGAUCGCCAAUGAGUUCGCCCCGGACGUGGUGCUGGUGUCGUCGGGCUUCGACGCCGUGGAGGGCCACCCCACGCCCCUCGGAGGCUACAACCUCUCUGCCAAAUGUUUCGGGUACCUGACGAAGCAGCUCAUGGGCUUGGCCGGCGGCCGGAUCGUCCUGGCGCUGGAGGGGGGCCACGACCUCACUGCCAUCUGCGACGCCUCGGAAGCCUGCGUCUCCGCUUUGCUGGGAAACGAGCUUGAUCCUCUCCCAGAAAAGGUUUUACAGCAGAGACCCAAUGCGAACGCUGUUCGGUCGAUGGAGAAGGUCAUUGAAAUCCACAGCCAGUACUGGCGCUCCCUGCAGAGGCUCGCCUCCACCGCCGCCUACUCCCUGGUCGAGGCCCAGACGUGCGAGAACGAAGAGGCCGAGACCGUCACCGCCAUGGCCUCGCUGUCCGUGGGCGUGAAGGCCCCCGAGAAGAGGCCCGACGAGGAGCCCAUGGAAGAGGAGCCGCCCCUGUAGCCGCCCCGAAGCUGCGGUUCUCUUGUUUGUUUGUCUCCGUCUUGAAGCUCCGCCGCGGCCUUCUCCGCGCCCGCGGGCACCGCGGGGCCGGCUGCAGCGGGCGGCCCUCUGCCUGCCGGGACCCGGACAGACGCCGGGGCGCGCGGACACACGGACACGCGGAAGCAGGCGCUCUGGGCUCCCCCGGGGACGCCACGGAGGGAGGGAGCCUGUGGCAGCUCAGGGCGGAGCUGCCCAUCCGGCCGACACGAGGAAAAGAAAACGGAAAUCAAAGAUCUCACGACACAAAACAAACUUGAUUAAAACUGGUGCUUACGGUUUGGUGACUCCCCACAACUCCACAGUUCUGUGUAAACCACUCAACUCAUCCUGUAGCUUAUUUCUUUUUAAGAGAAAGUCAGUCGCUGUGGCUCUGGCCGGCCCCUGAACGCCGCGCUGCGCGGUGGGGGUGGACGCAGAGUGGGCGCGUGUUUAAGGAAAAAAAAACUGGACAAAAGCAGAAAUGUGAGCCUGCGGGAGCCAGCUUUGGUCUCUCGAAGCUGGCGGAAGACGCGCGUUUGUGCCUUUUUUUUUAUCGCUCUGAUGGAUUUUUCUGGCUGGGUUUUCUGAAGUCUGAGGAACAAUGCCUUAAGAAAAAAUAAACAGCAGGAGUCGGUGGGACAGUUCCCUGUGGCCGGUGGGGCCAGAGGCCGGUGCGUGCUGGCCUGGCGCUCCUUGAGCUGCCUGGCCGUGGCCAGUGGCUCUGGAGGGCUGAGGUCCUGCCACCCUGUUUCACUUUAUUGCUGUUGAAGAAAAAUGGAGGUAGUUCCAAAAAAGUGGCAAAUACUGUUGGGGGUUUUAAAGUCCAACAAAUUUUAAAUGAAUCCAAAGUGUUCUUUUCUCGUACAUAUAACAAUUGAGCAUCUCCAUUUGGUUGUGAAGCAUGUCCUAGGCACACUUUCAGUGUUACGAUCGGAAUGCUUUUUAUUAAAAGCAAGUAGCAUGAAGUAUUGCUUAAAUUUUAGGUAUAAAUAAAUAUAUAUAUGUAUAAUAUAUAUUCCAAUGUAUUCCAAGCUAAGAAACUUGAUUCUUAUGAAAUCUUGAUAAAAUAUUUAUAAUGCAUUUAUAGAAAAAGUAUAUAUAUAUAAUAAAUGCAGAUUGUAAAGGUCCCUGGCGAAUGAACGACUUGUGAAUUAGCUAUCAAGGUGCUUAUGGAAAGGGAUCUGGUUUGAAGCUCAUGUAUUUCUGAACUCCAGAUUGGAGAGCUUUCAGUCACACAUUCGCCACGGGGUAACUGCCCUGCAAGAUUGUACUUUCAUUUUAAUUAUGUUCUGACCCCACCCCUUUCCACGCCAAGCCUCCAUGCACAUGUGUACCUAAUGAGUUUUUAUAGCAAAGAAUAUAAAUUUGCUGUUGAUUUUGUAUGAAUUUUUCACAAAAAGAUCCUGAAUAAGCAUUGUUUUGUGAAUUUUACAUUUUUUCUCACCAUUUAGCGGUUUUCUGAAUGGUAAUGAUGUCUCAACCUUUUUCCUUUCUGAAUUUUUGCUUGUACAUUUUUUUAACUUUGGAAGGUGUUGUUUUUUGUUGUUGUUUUCGUUUUUUAAUUUUCAUUGUCUUUAUUUUUGUACAGUGAGCACAGAGUUUAUUUUCAGAGUGAGCACCGAAUGUGCGGCGGGGUCUGAGGUCUGCUCCCUGGGCCCGUCCCUCGGCUGCACACAGAGCGCGGGGCCUUCGUUGCCGUCCGCGCACAGUGGGCCGGGGGCGGGGGGAUGGUCAUCGCAACGCUGAGCAGGGGGCGCUUGCCAGACACCGCGGGCCGUCAGCAUUCGCGAAACGUGUUUAAACGUCUCUGACCACGUGGUCAGGAUAGGAUUUUCACUUCACUUUUCCAAAGACCUUGUAAGCACGUCAGCAGUGCAUGGGGCCGAGGGGCCCAGCACCCCUUCUGGGUUCUUCCGCUGCAGCCACGCGGCAGGGCCCCGGCCGGGAGCAGUCGGCCUGGAUCCUGGAGCCUGUGCGCGGACAGCAGACUCCCGACCCGGAUGGCCAGCCUUUGCUCUUUUUCUCUUUGACAGUAACUGAAAGUCACUUUUUACUGGUAACUUAUUUCCAGCACUUGAAGCCACCAGUUUCAUUCCAAAGUGUGUGUCAGGCUCAGGCCUGAGGAAGCGCGGACACAGCCUGUCCACAGAAGGGAACCCCUGCCAAGUUCAAGUUUGGUGACAUUUACAGGGUAGCUUCUGAAAGAGCCUCUGACGCAGCCAGACUUGGGACCAAGAGAAUCCAGGUCCUUGGACUGGCUUGGUCACCGGGCUGCCGUCGGUCAGACUUUGGACAGUGGUUGAGAGCAGGAUGGGAAGGCCUUGGGGCAUGUCUGGUGUUCUCUCUCCUCUGGCCCUUUGCCUCGAGGCCCAAGUUGGCAGAGGGAGCUGGAGUGUGCAGGCAGCUGGACCCACCUGGUGCAGCCACAGAGGUGGCAGGGCCCAGCCGGCUGGCUCUUCUGGCCUUCCCGGCACGCCUCUCCCAUGGGGACCCCCACGGCCAGCCCACUUCCCUCCAGCCAUGUCUCCUGGGGAGGAACACAUCAUCUGGCCUUUUUUACAGGUGAUGGGAUAUCACAGACUCUGGUGGCCAAGUUAUCUUGGGGGGGAUUUACUUCUAAUCUCAUUCAACAGAGACCUCCUCUGCAGAAGGCCCGGCAGGGGGAGCGUUCUCCCUUGUCCGCUCACUCCAGCUUCAAAGCGUGCUUAACGCAGUACCGUGUAGCCUUUUCUUUUCUUUGAAGACACACUCAGCCCUUCUUGACGGCCAGCCGUCCAGGGCAGAUGGCGGAGGGCCCGCUGGAGUGCCCGCAGGCCUGCCGCCUCAGGGAGGGCCCCCACACCGUCCCUCCGUGGUUCCCGGACCUCUAGCCUUUGCGUUCUUUUGAAGAGGCCUUGGGGGCACUGGCCGGGGGUCAGCAAGUGAGCACUUUAUAUCCCUUUGCGGGAAACCCUGUGAUGCCCCGGGACUCGCGGCGUCACCCUGCCUUUGGGCCUUCCAGCUGCGCCACCAGCAGGCGGCCGUCCCCGGGCCGCGCCGAGCCCCUGGGACUGGCCGCCCCUCCGGUUCUGAAGGGCCACUUUGUCAAAGUGUUUGGGUUUUUCUUUACUUCUUUUCAGAGUUUGUUUCCAGAGGAAGGACCGUUUUGUACUGGUCUGACACAAAAGUGAGUCUGAUUUUUGCAGCACUAGCAACGGAGUUUCUUGUUCUUAAUUUUCGAUCAGAACAUUCCUUCUUUCCUGGUCACAGCCACACGCUCAUUCCAUUCUUCUUUUUGUAGACUUUUGGGCCCACGUGUUUUACGGGCAUUGAUACAUAUAUAAAUAUAUAUAUAAAUACAUAUGAAUAUAUUUUUUUAAGUUUCCUACACCUGGAGGUUGCAUGGGCUGUACGAGCGGCAUGUCUUUAUAUUGUAUACGGAUUUUGCACGCCGAAUGCGGCAGCUUGGGGAAGAAGAGAAACGCUCUUUUGUUCCCCUCCCGUGAUAUCUGCAGACACAAAAGAUGGGGAUUUUUCUGUAAAACAAAACAAAACCUUGAAGGAGAGUGGGGGAGGGGGGAACGUUUGCGUCUUAUUGAACUUAUUCUUAAGAAAUUGUACUUUUUAUUGUAAGAAAAAUAAAAAGGACUACUUAAACAUUUGUCAUAUUAAGAAAAAAGUUUAUCUAGCACUUGUGACAUACCAAUAACAGAGUUUAUUGUAUUUAUGUGGAAACAGUGUUUUAGGGAAACUACGCAGAAUUCAGAACUGCCUGUCUCUCUCGGGUUGAUUUGGAGGGAUUUGUCCUGUUUGGUUUCUUCCCUUCUCUCCUUGCUCAGGGCGAGGCGCACGCCGCCCUCCCCAGCCCUGGUGGCCGUCGGUUCUGCUGGGGAACCCGAGGCCCCAGCGGCCCUUUCCGCACAGCUGUGCCGACUUUUCCUGACUUUUAGAUGAUGUAUGGCUAAGAUUUCACUUUAAACUCAGCAGUCGUGAACUGUGCUGCACUGUGGUUUAAAAUCAUACUUUGCAUCGAAAGGAAACCAUUUCUUCCUUGUAAUGAAGCAGAGCUUUCCCAGCUCAGCUCACUUUGUCUUUGACAUGAUUAAAAGCCUCCUAUUGAAGGAAAAAGAAAGCGGACAGUUUCUGUUUGUUGUUCCAUUUUUUCCUUUUUUUUCUUUUCUUUUCUUUUUUUUUUUUGGUGUGUGGGCCCCACAAUGGAGGCGCUAUUUUCCAAUUUAUGAGAAUGACAAGCAUAUUAUCCUUUGUCUAUAGGAGGAGGGUUGACCUUAUUCACCCAAGAGCUCCUCUCGGUCUGUCGUAGAAAAUACAGUGGUGACGACUUCCCGUCCCACCCGACUCCUGUUUGCAGGCGCCAGGCUGGUAGCAGAGACCUGUCUCGUCUGUAACUUAACCAGUUCUCUGAUGGUCCUGACCUUCCAGUGGUUCUUUCCUUUGCUCAAUGGAGUUGGAGAUUUUGUUCUCGGUUUUCUCAUUCUUGUUUCAUUCUGUGUGGGUG